AUGCUAAUUGAAAGAAUUGAAAAUGGAAAACAAGAAACCUACUUAUUACCACAGUUAAGUCCGAAUCACUAUUCCCACACAAAUACAAAGAAAGAAAGUCCAAAUCUUCAACUCAGUGAAGCACAAACACAAGACAGGAAAGAAAAUCCAAAUUAUCAAAUCCAGCGAAGAAUAAAUACAAGAAAGGAAAGAAAGUCCAAAUCUCCAAACCUAGCGAAGAACAAGCAUAAGAAAGAAAAGAAAUUACAAAUUACCAUCCCUAGUGAAGAAGAAAAAAACAACAAGAGAAGAAAGCUACUUAUUACUAUCACUAUUCCUGGUGAAGCACAAACACGAGGAAAGAAAGUCCAAAUCUCCAAACCCAGUGAAGCACAAACACAAAAAAAGAAAGAAAAAGGUCCAAAUAACCAUUCACAACGAAGAACAAACCUACAAAAGAAAGGAUAUUUGUUAAAAGAAUUUAAAAUGGAAAACAAACAAGAGAAGAAAGCUACUUAUUAA
Messenger RNA from Scutellospora calospora, 501 nucleotides. Lineage: Eukaryota; Fungi; Glomeromycota; Glomeromycetes; Diversisporales; Gigasporaceae. The record is from the annotation of a GenBank genome assembly.